GAAGGGAAAGCACAGAAUCAUCAUUUCAUGGAAAAAGAAAAGGGUUGAUUUUUUAAUCAUUGAAAAUUUUUGUAUUGUUAUUAUUUCUAGCAGUCACAAUGUAAGGCAUGUAUACCCCCGUCUACCCUAGUUAGUUAAAAAUAAUGGGAACUAUUGAAAUUUCAAUUGGGCAGACGGCAGGCCUACGGUUUUUCUGGUGGACUGCGGGAGCACUGGAAUACACGUGAUAGGCCCGCAAGAUCGGUUUGUAUCCAUCGUGCGGAACACGAAUCAAGCGGUUCAAAUGCACCGUCACAUAUGACUGACAAGUUCCACGACCAAUUCACAAGGCAUUUGCUUUGGAGACAACACAGAAAGAGGGAAAGAGAGAGAGAGAGGAAGUGGGUGUGUUUGUUUGUUUGUUUGGUUGCGAAGAAAAGAAUCGAACGCACACGACAAUGAUGGUGAAGUUGAUGAGAGCUUCCGUUUUGAAUUCGCAUUCUUGUUACUGAAAUGGAUGGAGGCGUAAUCACCUACUUUAACCGACCACGCUGUGCGUUGAGUCGACGCUUUCACUUCAGAUCAACCUCCACAUCGCCAUCACUGCCACCUUAUUGGAGGCGCCUUCAACGACCAUGAUCAACCAGCCUAAACCCUCUAUCGGAUCUCUGACGCAGGUCCGUUACUGCUACCACCGCAACUGCCUCGAUCUCUUUUCCUCUUCACAUGGAUUCAGCCGCUUCUCGUCCCGCCGUGGUCAUCGACAACGGCACCGGGUAUACUAAAAUGGGUUUUGCCGGUAACGUGGAGCCGUGCUUCAUUGCCCCGACAGUUGUUGCUGUCAACGAGUCGUUCUUGAAUCAAAAUCGGAGCUCCACCAAAGGCAAUUGGCUUGCGCAACAUAGCGCUGGCGUGAUGGCCGAUCUUGAUUUCUUUAUAGGAGAUGAGGCUAUUGCGAGAUCUCGGAAUAGUAGUACUUACAAUCUAAGCUAUCCGAUUGUUCACGGUCAGGUUGAUAAUUGGGAUGCCAUGGAGAGAUUUUGGCAGCAGUGUAUAUUUAAUUAUUUGAGAUGUGAUCCGGAGGAUCACUACUUUCUUUUGACGGAAAGUCCACUCACUGCCCCGGAGAGCCGUGAAUACACUGGUGAAAUUAUGUUUGAAACCUUCAACGUUCCUGGUCUUUAUAUUGCGGUGCAGCCGGUGCUCGCCCUUGCGGCAGGAUACACUACAUCUAAGUGUGAGAUGACAGGGGUUGUAGUGGAUGUUGGGGAUGGGGCUACUCAUGUUGUACCUGUUGCAGAUGGUUAUGUUAUUGGGAGCAGCAUUAAGUCAAUUCCUAUUGCUGGGAAAGAUGUUACUCUUUUUGUCCAACAGCUCAUGCGGGAAAGAGGAGAGCAUGUGCCGCCUGAAGACUCUUUUGAAGUAGCUCGAAAAGUGAAGGAAAUGUAUUGCUAUACAUCUUCUGAUAUCGUCAAGGAGUUCAAUAAGCAUGACAAAGAGCCUGGGAAGUACAUAAAGCAUUGGAGGGGCAUCAAACCGAAGACAGGAGCACCAUACUCUUGUGAUGUUGGCUAUGAACGAUUUCUAGGCCCUGAGAUUUUCUUCAAUCCUGAGAUCUACAGCAGCGAUUUUGCAACCCCUUUACCAGCUGUAAUAGACAAGUGUAUUCAGUCUGCACCAAUUGACACAAGAAGGGCUUUGUAUAAGAAUAUAGUUUUAUCAGGAGGAUCAACCAUGUUCAAGGACUUCCACAGAAGGUUGCAGCGUGAUGUAAAAAAAAUUGUGGAUGCUCGGGUUCUUGCUUCUGAUUCUCGGCUUGAUGGAGAAGUAAAAUCACAACCAGUGGAAGUCAAUGUAGUCAGCCAUCCUAUCCAGAGGUAUGCGGUUUGGUUUGGAGGCUCUGUACUUGCAUCAACACCCGAAUUUUUUGCGGCUUGUCAUACAAAAGCUGAGUAUGAGGAAUACGGGGCAAGCAUAUGCCGAACAAAUCCUGUCUUCAAGGGGAUGUAUUGAUGUGAAGAUUCUUUUGGGCAUAAUUUUGAGGGCAGUUGCUGACAGAAAUGAUUGAAGGAAUGGCUUGUCAUUUCCUUCUCCAAUGUGCACCUCAAUUCACAUCUGGCUUCUGAUAUUCACUCAGCUUUCAUGUGCAUUUAUAGGUUAGCUUGUGACAGGUGGUGUAAAAUAGGCUUUUGGUCUCGUCUGUAAGAAAAUGGAUUUCUUGUAUUCUUUCAUUAGGGAGUUACAGGUUCUUCUCUUUGCAGCUAAUGGGACUCUUACCACUUGUGGUGCUGAGGAGCCCCCAGCUAACAGUUCACAAUCAGAUAAAAAGAGUCAUUAUUUAGGUUGACAUUAACUAAGCUGAAUUGCAUUUUUAGUGUUCAGCUUAGUUGGAGAUUGAUAAAAGCCUUUUCUUUUGUUGGA
Molecule: messenger RNA, 2400 nt
Organism: Vitis vinifera (wine grape)
Lineage: Eukaryota; Viridiplantae; Streptophyta; Magnoliopsida; Vitales; Vitaceae
Product: actin-related protein 3
Exons: 9
Coding region: 706-1992 (428 amino acids)
Biological process (GO): Arp2/3 complex-mediated actin nucleation
Cellular component (GO): Arp2/3 protein complex; actin cortical patch
Molecular function (GO): actin filament binding
Source: RefSeq, a predicted model, not a curated record